Messenger RNA from Solanum pennellii, 4812 nucleotides. RefSeq names its product plant-specific TFIIB-related protein PTF2. Gene Ontology annotation, molecular function: RNA polymerase III general transcription initiation factor activity; RNA polymerase III type 3 promoter sequence-specific DNA binding. The coding region runs from base 88 to 1668 and encodes 526 amino acids. Gene Ontology annotation, cellular component: nucleus; transcription preinitiation complex; transcription factor TFIIIB complex. The record is from RefSeq and is a predicted model, not a curated record. NCBI's taxonomy places the organism in Eukaryota, Viridiplantae, Streptophyta, Magnoliopsida, Solanales, Solanaceae. The transcript is spliced from 2 exons. Gene Ontology annotation, biological process: transcription preinitiation complex assembly; transcription by RNA polymerase III; DNA-templated transcription initiation.
GGUUUCCCCUAAUCCCCCUUUCUAAUUUAUCAUCAACAAAAAAAACCCUAGCUCAAAAAAAUUGAGCUGAAUCUUCUCGGUUCAUCCAUGGAGAAUUCUCGUUCCUGCAAGAGUUGUCAAAAGCAUACAAUCGGUUCAGAUGACACAACAGGUAAUCCCGUUUGUUUAUCAUGUGGAACUUUACAAGAUUACGAUAAUUACGAUGCCCAAAUCGGUGGAAUUAGUGGUCCAACCGGAACACAAGUCCGCACCGGCACCGCCGGUAGCGGAACAGUUUAUAACUACAACGAAACAAAAAUUUACAAUGCCCAGAAAGAAAUCGAAGAUUUAAUGUACCAAUUAGGAUUUUCGAGCUUGAAAUCUAGUGAAGUUAAGGAUAUGGUAGUGAAAGUUACCGACGGAGAAUACGGGCAGGGUAGAUGGUUUACAGUAUUAAUAGGUGCUUGUGCUUGUAUUGUAAUGAGGAUAGAUGGGAAGCCGUUGGCUAUUGUUACGGUAGCGAAUAUAGUUUGUUGUGAUAUUUAUGAAUUGGGUAGGAUGAUUUAUCGGGUUGUUGAUUUUCUUGAUUUGAAGUUGCCUGAAUUUGAUAUUGUUGAUUCGUUCGAGCAUUAUAUUAGGAAUGCUCCGAGCUUUAGUGAGGUUUCUGAGGAUUUGAUUGGGAGGAUGUUGAAACAGGGUGUUUUUUUGGUGCAGUGUUUGGUGAAGUGGUAUGUGACGACGGGAAGGAGGCCGUUGCCUGUUGUGGCAGCAGUAUUGGUGUUUGUUGCGCAGUUGAAUCAAGUUGUUGUGGUGAUUGAAGAUGUGGCGAAUGAGUUGCAAGUGGCAGUUGUUACUUGUAGGUUGAGGUAUAAGGAGUUGUUGGAAAGGCUUGUGAAGGUUGCUCGAGGUUUGCCUUGGGGUGAGGAUGUUACGGUUAAGAAUAUUAUGAAGCAUGCGACUUUCGUUAUUCAAUACAUGGAGUUAAAGUCAAUGUCGAAGAAUAGAAAUAAAAAUAAGAAUUUUGAGGAUGUUGGGUUUGAUCUGGAUUAUUUGAUCGAUGAUUGUUUGAGCAACGGAAAUGACUAUGCUUUAGAUGCCGAUGACACCGUAAAUGACUCGCAGUACUUUACGAUGGAUCACUCUAAAAGGUUGAGUAUUGAAGGUCCAAAUAGAUUCCAAAUUUCCCAAGAGUGUUUGGCAAUGAUUUAUUCGAAGAUGAAGGAUGAAAUGCAUGUACACGAGUCGACACAUAGCAAAGAUAAUAGCAUUAGGAAAAGAAAGAGAGGAUAUGGCAUGCUUUCAUACACAGAUUGGUGGAAGGGCGAAUCAGAAAUGAGCAAAAAGCUUUUAGUGAAGCAAAUAGUGGAGAAAGAUGUGGGCUUAAGUGUUAUGCCUCCUUCUUUUGAUAGUGGUUGCUUGGCAUAUGAAAGGAGAAAAGAGAAGAUAAAAGCUGCAAAGUAUCGAAUCCAUAAGACAAUGUAUCCUUCGGAUGCUAGUUCAAUUGAUACGAUUGAUGUAGGCUCCCUCGAACACGUAAAUGCUGGAAAGAGAAGGAAAAGGAAAAUGAAAUGUGAUGUUGAUUGGGAGGAUUUCAUUAUUGAAACCCUUCUGCUUCAUCAGGUGGAAGAAGUGGAGAUAGAAAAGGGAUAUUACAAGACCCUGAUGGACUUGCAUGUUUUCAACUAUUGAAGAUCUAACCGGUCAGCUCAAACCAUUAUGUCAGUUUAUGUAAAACUAUUGCAGAGAAAAUUUUGUUAUGUUUCUUUGACCAAUCCUGCUAGAGUAUAGGGUAACUUUUGUUAAUAUUUUCAAUCAGUAGAUUUGCGUGAGUUCCAUACUGGUGGAAUUUAAACAUAUAUAUUCUGUUUCUUUGGGUCCUAUCUUGCACCUGUAACAACUGUCUUUUUAUUUAUUUUUCUAAGAUGAGAAGUUCCGUUUUUCCCAGCAAAUAUUCAUUUUUUAGUCAUAGUGAGAAGUUCUCUCUUGUAAACUAUCUUGCUCUUAGCCCCAAGGCCUAGCUCGAGUGGAAAAAGGUGGAGGAUUUGUGGCUAGGUUGCAGGUUUCAAGCCCCACACUAUGCAAAGUGAAGCUCAGUAUUUGGUGGUGAAGGGUAGAGGGGCGGGCCCAUCAUCCACAGUGUUUAGAAGGCUGUGAUUGGUUCAAAGGGUGGGUCACAGAUGGAUUUCUCGGAGCUUAGGACUCAAUUUUCUUUUUGAUAGGUAGUCAUUUUUUAAGUUUUUAUGCAACACCUUUUCAUGCUGAAUACUAUGGUGAUUUGAGGGUCCAUAGAUGGUAAUCAAUGACAUUUUUAUGUCAAGUUGAAAGGAUUUAUUUGUAGAACAGUUAUUUGUCCAUCUUCACCGAUUAGGAUCAUUGCUUUUCUGCUACCAAAGGGGAACUCAGAGUGUCAAGAUUGCAGGGAAUUAUAAUUUCAGGAAAUCAAACACUUUUUUAGGCAGCUCUUCUGAUAAUUUGACGCAAUCUUUAUUGGACAUUUAUUUAAAGAAGUAAGAGACGAGAUGUGUAUGUUCGAUUAACAAAAUGAAGCAAAUGCUGAACAAUUCAUUAAUAAAUGCUGAAUGGUUAAUGGUUAUACAUCCAAUCCUAGUUCAUGUAGACAGAAACUUCCUGCCAGCAUUUGCAUCAUUGAAUAAAUCUCUUUAUUUUCAAAAGAAAAAGUUCUUUAUAUCUUCAAAGUGACUGAGGUAUUUAUAGUUGUAGUAUCGUUCACUUUGGGUAGAGGACAGAGUCCCCUGGAGAUCCCAGAAAGUAAUGCAGUUCAGUGCACGAAACAUCCCGUGUUAGUAGGGUCUGGGAAGGGCCACACCAAAAGGAUUUUGAUGUAGACCUAAUGCAAACAUUAGUGGCUUCAGGGUCUGGGAAGGGCCACACCCAAAGGGUUGUGAUGUAGACCUAGUGCAAACAUUAGUGGCUGCUUCCACAUCUCGAACUCGUGACCUAAGGUCACAUGGAUACAACUUUACGGUUGCUCCAAGGCUCCCAUUCCAGAAACUUAUGCAAAAUACGGACAAUUAAAGCUCUCUAGCUGUUCCACUAUCAGACUUCAUAUUAUUUUCACUCUUGCUUCUGUUGAGCUUCCACAAUUUUGUACACGAGUACAUAGAAUUAGCUUUUAUCAUAUCUCAAAAUUGUUCGGUCUAUUUAGUUGACUUUAGCAGUCAUUCUCCUGCCUUUAAGACAAAAGAAGGAUCUGCAGUGAUCAAUACCAAUUCAUUUUUAGUUGAUAUUCCUGAUAUCCUUUGGUGUGGGGGAUGGGGAUGAGUGGUAGGUUCUUGGUUUAGUCUUAUUUUGAGAAACUUUUGGUUAGGAAGAGGAAGUUUUGAUGCAGUUUACAUUUCCAAAGUGCCGAUGAAGGUGUGCUUUUUCACUUGGCUGGCUACUAGAGGGGUGAUCCUGGCAACGGAAAAUCAUAGACGGCAGAAGGUUGUCUGCGUGAGCUGGUGUUAUUUGUGCAUGGAGGCGGGAGAGGAUGUAGUUGCGUAGUUCUUUCAUUGUGGUCUUUCCAUGAGUUAUGGUGGGAUAUGUUUCAAAUAAUGUGGUACUUCUUGGGCUAUGCAAAGAAUUGAUGUUCAGUUCGAAGUGUGGAAUUAAGGAGGAGAAGAUGCGGUAUUAAAGUGGGUGGUGUAGAGAGAGAGAGAAAUAUGGGACCUUUUGAAGGGGUAGAGUCGAGCUUUUCUCAAUUGAAAAGUAACCUUUGAUCCCCUUUUUCUUUAGAGUUCCAAGUUGUAUAGAAGAUCGGGUGGAUUUAUGGAGAAUCAUAUUUUGUUAUAGAUUCAUUACCUUAUGGUACAUUCCUUGUAUACGACCAGGACUUAUACUAUAUGUAUGAAUGAAUAUACGUUCACUUGAUAAAAGUAAAAUCAAGAUUAACCGAGAUGAAGUUUUCUGCUAAUUUACAGAAGCUUCGUGCACAAUGGUGACAUUUUCAGCAAAUUUGAGGUAAGGUUCGCAUUCAAAUUGCAAUAAGUUUGGUUAUUCCGUAGCAUUAAAUUGAUUUGACAACUGCAGGAUGCAUUGACAGGAUGGACGAAAAGAAUACCUCUUCCUCCUUGUAUUGUACUUGUUUUUAUCUAGAAUUCGUGUCACUUCUGUUCUAUGUUGUGAUUUUCAGCUUAAGGGGCAGAAACAAAUGUUAUUUACUGAUGAUUGUGAACAAACCUCCCAAGCUCGGGUUGACUAUCAAACAGGUUCAAGCGUAGGAAGAAAUCAAAACAAGUGCAGACAAAAACAUAUAAAUCUGAAGAUACGCUUUCUCCCGUUACUGUCCAGCUGCAAAAGCCUCAACCGGAAAAGUUUUCGUGAUGCCAGCAAGGCUCUUGAAGUGAAUCUUGCCAGUAGGAGGGUCGUCCACUGAGAUGUCACCAACUGGAGGCCAUAACAUCAGUUCCUUAGCCUUCACUCCCUUGAGCUUCUUGAUCCUGUUCUUCUCGACGUAUCCUGUUAUUUCAGCACCAUAACUCACCAGCUUACUAAUCAUCUUAAAGUUAUGUUCAACUUUUUUAGUUUGCAGGAUCCACAUGUACCCAGUGGUCUUCACAAACCCGACUUCGAUCACAUCAGCCAGAGGGAGAAGCCCUGCUGGGAGUUGAUAUUCUUCAAGAAGGGAAAGGGCCAUUUUUAAGCCUUCCUCAUGACCCUUCUUGACAAUUGCUCCUUCCUUUUCUGCCAUGACUUGCCUCACUUUUAAUGACCUUUUGUUGCUGUUAUGCUUAUCUGAUUGAGGGAACUGAAUUUUAUAGUAUGAUUUUUGCAUGUAAAGAGACAAAACUUAAUGGAGAAUACAAAGAAAUCAACAUUGUAUUAGCCACCAAA